CUGGCUUUGGGGUCACUGUGUUCUUUAUGCUCCCCCUUAGGAACUGAGCUGAUUUUGGAACAAAAACGCCAGUAAGAUGCCAUUAGUCUGGUACAGCUCCUGUCAACAGCUUCUGUUAAACGGGGUGUCUCGAUGUGGAGAGCAUUUGGAACGUGGGGAACCCUGUGGGGGUUCCAUUCCCUACACAGAACAGUCUGGGGAGUCUGUAAUUCCCUCACUUUACUGCUUCAGCCAACUUCAAAAAAUGCACUGGAAGAGCUUUUCAGAAGUGCUUCUAAGAAGAGUGCAAUUAUCUUCAGAACUGAGGGAAAACAUCUUUUUUCCCCAUGAUUAAAGGAUUUGUCUGACAACCUGUGCUAAAACAGUGAUGACCUUCAUAAGGAAAUGUUACCUCCCAACAGUGUGUGCUCCUGAACCCAGGAGAUGUUCCUGUGCAGUGUCAGAAUAGAAUUCACAUGGCUGAGGGAGAUUUUGGUAAAGCUUUUCUAGAAAACAUUUUCAGCAAGCUAAAGAGAACCAACAUACACAACUUAUUAAUAGGAAAAAAAAUAGCAAAGCUGCUUUAGCUCUUGAGCAGAGCAGAAUCCUUUCUUGACUGAGUUCUUAUUUAUUUACUGGGAAAACACAAAGCACAAAAAAUAGGCAGAAAAAUGUAGAAAAAAUAGUUGGUAUUUUGUCCUGUUCUGUUGCUUGCUGUGGAAAAGAGCUGUUCCUGGAGGGAUGAAGUGAAAGAAAAAUGCUCUCUUAUUUGGGCUGACUUGUUCCAUGGGGGAAUUCCCCACAAGAGGCAGUUUUCUAACAGCAUCUGAUUCAUCUUCUCUUGCCCACUGCAGAUCAGAUCACCCAAUUAUCCAGAGGUAAUCAAGGACACAGGACAGCCCAUCCCUUGGCCCCACCACUGCCACCAGAACCUCAGCUGGCUUCUUCCCUUCUUGGAGAGAAGGAUAAUGAGAAGGAGGUGGAUAAGAAACCUGCACCUGUUCCUACAGCAGAAUCAAUCUACAUGAGUUCUCUGCUGGGAGCUGAAGGUGCAGAAGAAGACGCAUUUCUCCUGCCUGGCACCCUCAGCAGCAGCAUGAGCACAAUGCAAGACCCCAGAGUCCGGCCACAGAAGAAAUCCGAGCUGACAGAGGAACUGCUGGAGCAACUGAGGGGCAUUGUGAACGAGGGGGACCCCGUGACGAAAUACACUGGAUUUGUUAAAAUUGGCCGAGGGGGUUUUGGGACUGUUUACAAAGCCAUCAACCCAGCCACAGGAGAUGUGGUGGCCCUAAAGAAGAUGCCUCUCCGCAAACGGAACAGAAAGGAACUCGUUGUCAAUGAGAUCCAGAUCAUGAAGGAAAACCGGCACCCCAAUAUUGUCAAUUAUAUAGACAGCUACCUGGUGGAUGAAGACCUGUGGCUUGUGAUGGAAUAUGUGGAUGGAGGCACUUUAACCAGCGUUCUUGUCCGAGUCUUUAUGGAGGAAAGAGUUAUAGCUGCUAUCAGCAGGGAGUGCCUCAAAGCCCUGGCUUUCCUUCAUUCAAAGAAUGUGAUCCACAGAGAUGUCAAAAGCGAUAAUAUUCUUCUCGGGAUGGACGGAUCUGUGAAACUGACUGAUUUUGGCCUGUGUGCUCAGCUGACCCCGGAGCGGAGCACACGGUGCACAGUGCUUGGCUCUCCUUACUGGGUAGCACCAGAAAUCCUGAAAAGAAAGGAGUAUGACACCCAAGUGGACAUCUGGGCCCUUGGGAUUGUGGCCAUUGAAAUGCUGGAGGGAGAACCUCCAUACUUUAAAGAAAGCCCUGCCCAGGCUCAGCGCCUGAUCGCCCAGAACAGGUACCCCCCUCUGAGGAUGCCCAGCAAGAUGUCCAUUCUGUUCCAUGCCUUCCUGCACUCCUGCCUGGACAUCGACCCCAGCAUCCGCUGGACAGCCAGGGAGCUCUUGGAGCAUCCAUUUUUACAAACAGCUGUGAGUCUCUCCAUCCUGCCUGAAUUGAUCCGUAUAGCCAGGAAAAUCUGUCAGGCCAUAGAAGCACUUCAUGCCACCAAAGCCAGCUCAGAGAAAAAACAGGAAUAAAAUUUUCACUCCAUUGGGAGAUUUGCUCCCUUCUCACCCGAUGGUUACAUUCACUUCUGAUUUGCUGGUUGUUUCUUAAAGAUGGAAAGUCCCAAUUAUGGAGGUUUUGGUAUGGUUUGGAAAUGGGGAAGGGUCUCCUUCAUUCAUCAACUCCAGACCACUCUGCCUCUGGAAUGCCCAUGGGCUGGGUUUUACCCAGUUAUGGCACUUCUGGACGAGGAAGAAAAUGCAAUUGCAUUUCCAAAUGGGUGAAGAAUGGGGCAGCCAAAACAUCCUGUUGGAUACACACAGUCAGCUGGGACUGUGGAGUGUUUGGAGAAUUCCCUGUCCUCCCUCCACCUGGAAGGACAC
Molecule: messenger RNA, 2410 nt
Organism: Poecile atricapillus (Black-capped chickadee)
Lineage: Eukaryota; Metazoa; Chordata; Aves; Passeriformes; Paridae
Product: serine/threonine-protein kinase PAK 3-like
Exons: 11
Coding region: 1004-2059 (351 amino acids)
Biological process (GO): protein phosphorylation; intracellular signal transduction; regulation of MAPK cascade
Cellular component (GO): cytoplasm
Molecular function (GO): ATP binding; protein serine/threonine kinase activity
Source: RefSeq, a predicted model, not a curated record